Molecule: messenger RNA, 4867 nt
Organism: Antrostomus carolinensis (chuck-will's-widow)
Lineage: Eukaryota; Metazoa; Chordata; Aves; Caprimulgiformes; Caprimulgidae
Gene: KAT6B
Product: lysine acetyltransferase 6B
Exons: 5
Biological process (GO): regulation of transcription by RNA polymerase II
Cellular component (GO): MOZ/MORF histone acetyltransferase complex; nucleus; chromatin
Molecular function (GO): chromatin binding; transcription coregulator activity; histone H3 acetyltransferase activity
Source: RefSeq, a predicted model, not a curated record
GCUAUUUACUUUCUAGAAGAGAAGGUCAAGCAGGAUCCCCUGAAAAGCCAUUGUCUGAUCUGGGUCGUCUCUCAUACUUGGCUUACUGGAAAAGUGUCAUAUUAGAAUACCUUAACUGCCACCAUGAAAAACAAAUCAGCAUCAAAGGAAUGAGUCGAGCUACUGGAAUGUGUCCACAUGAUAUUGCCACAACCCUGCAGCAACAUAGCAUGAUAGAUAAAAGAGAAGAUAGAUUUGUAAUUAUUAGAAGGGAAAAGCUGAUUUCAAGUCACAUGGAGAAACUGAAAGCGAAUCCACGUAUCAAUGAAGUAGAUCCUGAAAGCUUGAGAUGGACUCCUUUGUUAGUGUCUAAUGCUGCAGUUUCUGAAGAAGAGAGAGAAGCAGAAAAGGAGGCUGAGCGUCUGAUGGAACAAGCUAGCUGCUGGGAAAAGGAAGAGCAAGAACUAUUCUCCACGAGAACUAAUAGUAGGCAAUCACCUGCAAAAGUACAAUCUAAAAAUAAAUAUUUGCGAUCUCCAGAAAGUGUGGCAGUGGUGGGUGAGCGAGGGCAAUCCACGGAGCAGUCUAAGGAGAGCAGCGAGGAAGAUGGCGGGGAGGAGAAUCAGCAAAGUUCGCCUCCCCGGCUGACAAAGCCACAGUCGCUGGCCAUAAAAAGAAAGAGACCUUUCAUACUGAAAAAGAAAAGGGGCCGUAAACGCAGAAGGAUUAAUAGCAGUGUUACAACAGAGACAAUUUCGGAAACGACAGAGGUGUUGAAUGAGCCAUUUGAUAACUCGGAUGAAGAGCGCCCCAUGCCACAGCUGGAACCUACCUGCGAGAUGGAUGGGGAGGAUGAUGACUUGAAGCCUCUGAUUAGAAAAGCUUUUAAGUAUCAACCUGGGCAGCAGAAACAGGAGAAGGAGGAGGAGGAGGAGCAGAACAAGGAGGAGGAAGAUAUUGGUUGUUACAGGAGUGAUGACAAUUGUACAAAUAAUACAGAGGAUGUAGCUGUGUUGGAAGAAAGCACUAAAGACAAUCUUGAACCUUUAAAGAGUAAGCAGGGUUGGCCCAAAGGAGUUAAGCGUGGUCCAUCUAAAUGGAGGCAAAGCAAAGAAAGAAAACCUGGCUUUAAGCUCAAUUUAUACACUCCACCUGAAACUCCCAUGGAGCCUGACUAUCAGGUGCUGGUGGAAGAACAGAAGGAAGUAGCUGAAGACAAGCCCUGUUCAGUUCCUGCUGUUACAGAGGAAGUGAUUAAAGAGCCUGUUGAAGUAUUACCACCACCAGAUGAUGAGGUAAAAGAGGUAGAACCUGAACCUCUGAAUCCACCUAGUGAACCCUUUGAAAAACAAGAAAAUGAUACAGUGAAAGCUGGGGAAGAAGAUUUGAAUGUAGAAGAAGGUGGAAUCAAUUCAAAAGAUCAAGAAAAAGACAAAGCAGAGGAGAUAUUUUUGCAAAAAGAGGAGUCGGUGCAUUUGGAUGAUCAGGAGGAAGAGGAGGAGGAUGAAGAACCUUCUCACAAUGAGGAUCAUGAUGCAGAUGAUGAAGACGAUAGCCACAUGGGUUCAACAGAAGUGGAGAAAGAGGAAUUGCCUGGUGAAGCUUUCAAAGAAAUGCUGGAAACACAGCAGUCUUUUUUAGACGUAAAUGUUCAAACUGGUAAUUCAAAUCAAGAGGACUUAAUGGAUUGUAGUGUUGACCUUGCAGCUGAUGAGUGUGAAAGUGACCAGAAAGAACUUGCUACAGAUUCAGACCCAGUGCCUGAAUCUGAUGAUGAUCAUACGGAUAACAACCAGGACCAAAAAGCUGGUGAAGAAUUACAUUCCGAUUUCAAGGGAGAGAGUGAUGAGACCAUGGAGAUUGAUUCGGAGACGGUUCAAGCAGUACAGUCUCUAACCCAAGAAGCCAGUGAACAUGAAGAUACCUUUCAGGACUGUGCAGAGACUCAAGAGGCGUGUAGAAGUUUGCAAAACUAUGCCCAUAAUGACCAAAGUCCCCAGAUGACCACACUGGAUGAUUGUCAGCAGUCUGACCACAGUAGCCCAGUUUCAUCUGUGCACUCUCAUCCCAGCCAAUCAGUUCGUUCUGUUAACAGUCCAAAUGUUGCUCCUUUAGAGAACAACUAUGCUCAGAUCAGCCCAGAUCAAAGUGCCAUUUCUGUGCCGUCUCUACAGAACAUGGAGACCAGCCCGAUGAUGGAUGUUCCCUCAGUUUCUGAUCAUUCACAACAAGUUGUGGAUAGUGGGUUUAGUGACUUAGGGAGCAUUGAGAGCACAACAGAGAACUAUGAAAACCCAAGCAGUUAUGAUUCUACAAUGGGUAGUAGCAUCUGUGGAAACAACUCCUCACAAAACAGUUGCUCAUACAGUAGCCUUACAUCUAGUAACCUAACGCAGAGUAGCUGUGCAGUGACACAGCAGAUAUCUAACAUUAAUGGAAGCUGCAGUAUGAUGCAACAAACAAACAUAAAUUCUCCUCCCACUUGUAAUGUAAAAUCUCCCCAAGGUUGUGUUGUUGAAAGGCCUCCAAGCAGCAACCAACAGUUACCGCAGUGCAGUAUGGCCACUAAUUUUACACCACCUAUGCAGUUAACUGAAAUCCCUGAGACUGGCAAUUCCAAUAUUGGAUUAUAUGAAAGAAUGGGGCAGAGUGAAUUUGGAGCGGGGCAUUACUCACAACCAUCUGCCACCUUCAGCCUUGCCAAAUUGCAACAGUUAACUAACACGCUUAUGGAUCAUUCUUUGCCUUACAGCCAUUCAGCUGCUGUAACUUCCUAUGCAAACAGUGCCUCUUUGUCCACCCCCUUAAGUAAUACAGGGCUUGUUCAGCUUUCUCAGUCUCCACAUGCUGUUCCUGGAGGACCCCAAGCACAGGCUACCAUGACCCCUCCCCCCAACCUUACUCCUCCUCCCAUGAAUUUGCCACCUCCCCUUUUGCAGCGUAAUAUGACUUCAUCGAAUAUUGGAAUAACUCACACCCAAAGACUGCAGACUCAGAUGACCAGCAAAGGUCACGUUUCUGUAAGAACCAAAUCCACGCCUCUGCCACCUGCUGCUGCAGCCCAUCAGCCACAAAUUUAUGGGCGUGCUUCACAGACUGUGGCCAUGCAAGGGCCUGCACGGACCUUAACAAUGCAGCGUGGUAUGAACAUGAGUGUGAAUUUGAUGCCAGCCCCAGCUUAUAAUGUCAAUUCAGUGAACAUGAAUAUGAAUACCCUUAAUGCUAUGAAUGGUUAUAGUAUGUCCCAGCCAAUGAUGAAUAGUGGCUAUCACAGUAAUCAUGGGUAUAUGAAUCAAACACCCCAGUACCCUAUGCAGAUGCAGAUGGGGAUGAUGGGAACUCAGCCAUAUGCACAGCAACCAAUGCAGACAGCACCCCACAGUAACAUGAUGUACACUCCUCCGGGGCAUCAUGGCUACAUGAAUACAGGCAUGUCUAAGCAGUCUCUUAAUGGAUCCUACAUGAGAAGGUAGGCCCUUUGGAGAGACAGACUACCAAACUGGCAUGUUGGAUUGAUCUGCACAAAUAUCUUUUGGAGAGUACGAUUUCAAAACCAGCAAUUGGUGUGAAUGCAAAAACAUUUGUUGGCACCAUUUAAAAGCUGUAUGCAGCAGAAAGCCUUAUACAAGUUUGGGGUUUUUUUUUUUCUUUAUUUCUUGCUUUGGUGGGUUUGUUUUUGGUUUUUUUUUUUUUAAACUUUGUGGAACUUAACUUUUCUUCUCUUUUCUUUGGGGGGAAAUUAGGUGGUUUUCCAUUUUUUGUUUAUUUCAUUGAGCUUGAAGUUCUCUGGAAAGGAAGAACUCUUUCUAUGAACUGCAAUUACACAGCAGCUGAUGGUUCAGAGCCAUUUUAUGUGCCUGCUCCCAUUAAAAAUGUGGAUAAAUAGACUCCAAAACUAUCAGACAGUACUGGAUCGUGAGCUUUUUUCUCUCUCCUUUCCCCACAUGUAAAUGCCUUUUAGCAGUUCUUUUACUGUAUUAUUUUGUUUCUGAAGGUGACACUUCCGCAUGCCGCUAAUGUCUUUGUUAGUGACAGUGCAUUUUGUAGUACUGUACAAGUGUUGUGCUUAACAGUAAGCCAUUUCUUAAUUUUUUUGCCUUGAUUAGGUUACCCUAAUUUGAGGGGUAAAAAAAAAAAACAGAACUAUAUUUUUGUUAAUUAUAAAACUUGUAAAAAAUAAUAAAAAAGCUGCAAAAGCUAUUCACAUUUUGGUUAGUUCAAAGGGUUUUAUUGCUGUAUGUUUACUGUAAAGUUGAGACUCUUCCAUUUUUGUGACCAGUUUCUUUGGGGCUGGGGUAGGAAAAAAGGCAGCUUUCUGUUUUAUAAAUACUGUUAUGUUUUUUUGUUGAUUGAAACAUUUCAGUGUUUAUUUGUCAAGUUUUGAAACAUUUUCAUAUAUGUCCAAAUACUUGGCAGGAUUUAAAAAAAAAAAAAAAAGUAGUGAAUUUGGUGUAAAGUUGCUAUUUUAUGGAAAUGCCUCUAACUUUACAUUUUCAUUCCAUCUGUAGAUUUUUCUAUCUUUAUAAAAUACUGGAGUUAUUUUUUAAGGGAAAAAUAGAGCAGUAGCGUGUGAAUAGCUCAAACUAAGCUUACAGAUCGCAUGUAAAAAAGCAAAAGUUAUUUGUGUCUGUUUAUAUUGCUUCCUUUUUUGUAGCCUUUGUACCUGUACAGAGUGACUGUAAGGGCCGAACAGAAGAGGCUUGAUACAUGUAAAAAUAGGACCCAGUGACACUCUUGUAUUUAUCUGUUAUCUUUUUAGUCAGUCACUUAAAAAUUAAAAAAAAACACCCCACAAAGAAACCACCCAAGAAACAAAAAAAAAAACCCUGCAAAAAACAACACCCCCCCAAGCUGUACAUUUUAACAUAAAAUAAAUUAUGAUGAGCCA